Strongylus vulgaris is the source of this 504-nucleotide messenger RNA. The record is from the annotation of a GenBank genome assembly. Lineage: Eukaryota; Metazoa; Nematoda; Chromadorea; Rhabditida; Strongylidae.
AUGGGCUUCAGCUGCGUGGAUCACAUCCAGACGGUUUCGAGGAUUAUCGAGGUUCGCCGAAAGCGCUUACCUCUCGUUCUAGCCUUCGUUGACUAUGAAAAAGCGUUCGACGCCGUUGGAUUGAUGCCAUUCUGUCAGCGCUCGUUGACCAAGGAGUGGACCCAUCUUACCGGAGACGAUGUUGGAGGAACUGAAGAAGUAGGGCAGAUAGGACUGCAAAUCAACCGGAAGAAGAUUCAGUUCAUGAAGAACGCUUUUUGCGAGGAUAAUGAAAUGGAAUUGGAAGGCUCUCCAACCGCGGAGACGUCUUCUUACAUAUAUCUCGGGCGUUCGAUGAACAUGCGAUCUGAAAGAAAAACUAAACAGGAGGCGAAGAGCAGCUUGAGGCGUAUUCGAGCUAAAGGAGGCCACAGACCAACUGACGGACCCAGAGCUCCGAGCCCACCUAUUCGAUUCGUUCUUCUGGCGCUCUGUUACACAGCAGAGAGUGGCCUGACACUAUAG